Molecule: messenger RNA, 786 nt
Organism: Gadus chalcogrammus (walleye pollock)
Lineage: Eukaryota; Metazoa; Chordata; Actinopteri; Gadiformes; Gadidae
Gene: dand5
Product: DAN domain family, member 5
Exons: 2
Coding region: 1-786 (261 amino acids)
Biological process (GO): determination of heart left/right asymmetry
Source: RefSeq, a predicted model, not a curated record
AUGGCUGUUUGCCCCUGCUAUGUCUUGCUGUUGCUGUCAUUGUGGGCCCCAUCAGCCUCGACUUCGCCUCACCAUACUAUAGACAGCACCCUGACCACCACCCUGGAGUCCUCGGGGAGCGGCCCCCCUGAACCCCCCGGCCUCAUGCUCCAUCGCGGGGUGGUCAAGGUGGUCCGCCUGGACUCGAACCUCCCGGCCCGGGGCUCGGGGCUCUUGAAGCGGGCGCCCAUCGCCCACAGAGGGGGCCCCCGGAGGCCCUUCCCGGCCUUCCUGUCCCGGGGACGAGCGGGCCCAGCAGGGGUGCAGGCUGGUGCUCCGCCGCCCCCCCCCAGGGAGAAGGAGAGCCCCCGGGGGCUGGAGGCCAGGAAGAGGCAGGGGCUGCAGAUGUGGCAGCAGGCAGUCAGCAAGGAGCAACACAGCGGGAAGGUGUCUCUGGCGCUCAGCCUGAAGGAGGCCCGGCAGCAGACCUGCAGAGCCAUCCCCUUCCCCCAGAGGGUGAUGGUGGAGGGGUGCGAGGCGGUCACCGUGCACAACAAGCUGUGCUUCGGCCAGUGCAGCUCGCUGUUCGUCCCGACGGGGGGGCUGGAGGAGGCGGGGGGCCGGGUGCGGCGGGGGGGCUGCUCCCGCUGCUCCCCCUCCCGGACCCACGCGGUGCGCGUGGUGCUGAGGUGCGGCCCCCGGGGCUUCCUGGAGAGGCAGGUGCUGGUGGUGGAGGAGUGCCGCUGCGAGUCGGGACGGGAGGAGGACGGGGCGGGGGGGGAGGGCCCGGCCACUCUGCACCUCUGA